Ilex paraguariensis (yerba mate) is the source of this 928-nucleotide messenger RNA. The record is from the annotation of a GenBank genome assembly. Lineage: Eukaryota; Viridiplantae; Streptophyta; Magnoliopsida; Aquifoliales; Aquifoliaceae.
GUGAUUUUCCAUUGCAGGUCGUUGACAGUCACUGCAGAAAUUUAUGAGAUCUCGUAGGGGAUUUCAUGGGUUCUCUUCCCAAACCCCCUCUGUUUUGCUUAAAAUGGCCAUGGGAUAUUGUUCAUCAGAACCCUAGUAACCCGAAUACCUGCAACUUUGAGGCUCCUUGGCUUUUUACAUCAUUUAAAAAUCUUGGCUCUAUAGCUUUCCAAUUUGUCAACUCCGUUUCCCACUCUCGAAAUCCAUGGAUGAAAACCCCAUUCCAAGUAGAUGCGAAAAUGGGCCAAACAAACAGCUUGUUGAAGAGGAAGAAGAAGGGCUUGACUCCUGAAGAACAAGGAGAGGCAGAACACAGAGCUUUAGCAUCUGCACUGACAAGUGGGAAAGAGGCCACUGUUAUUGAAUUCUACUCGCCCAAGUGCAGCCUCUGCAAUUCGUUGCUUAGUUUUGUCUUGGAAGUAGAAGCUAGGAAUUCCGACUGGCUCAAUAUUGUCAUGGCAGAUGCGGAGAACGAGAAAUGGUUGCCUGAGCUCCUCCAUUAUGACAUAAAGUAUGUUCCUUGCUUUGUUUUGCUGGACAAAUACGGGAGAGCGCUUGCAAAAACUGGUGUUCCAAGCAGUCGUCUGCAUGUAGUGGCAAGCGUUUCUCAUCUGCUCAAGAUGAAACGUCCCCAAUGAGUACAAAAUAAUAGAUUUCAGUUUUAUGUGUAGUCUUUAGACCAACAAAAAGAGAUCAUCAUCCUUGUAAGUCCAUGUGGUACAUGUUUUUGAAUUGCAAUGCAUUAGAUUUUGGCUUAAAUAGAUAUUUUAGAGUCACUAACUCAGAAGGGGUGUGCUCAUUACUUGCUUUACUUCCAUUAGUAUGUUCCUGAAACAUUCUGCUUAUACUUGAUACAUCAAUCUGUGAAGGAUGCAUGUUUUUGGCCGAC